Molecule: messenger RNA, 1081 nt
Organism: Salpingoeca rosetta
Lineage: Eukaryota; Choanoflagellata; Craspedida; Salpingoecidae
Exons: 1
Coding region: 186-608 (140 amino acids)
Source: RefSeq, a predicted model, not a curated record
CCUGAAGACAUUCGCCAAUAGCACACAACAGAAGCAAGCAAGAAAGCAAGCAACCACAUACAUACAUUCAUCCCAACAACAAACAAGCAAGCAACAAGCAACCAGCUGCUGCUGUCGUCCUCAUCAUCACCACACACACACACACACACACACACACACACAACACUUGACGCCGCGACUGAACAAUGGGCUUCUUGCGAGGACUUGCGCGCGUGGUGCUCGGCCUUGCGCUGAGCGUGGUCUUCAUCAUGGCGGCAGCAGUGAAGCUGUCGCCGCAGGUGAACAAGGAGGUGCACGAGGAGCUGGCCCAGGAGUUUGCGCAGAAGUACAGCGAAAUCUGGAUGGUGUCUGAGUUUGGCAUCACCCACGAGGAGUUCCGCAUGGCCAUUGGCGGCCUUGAGAUUGUGCUCGUCCUCCUGCUCUGGGUCCUGCCUCGCUUCAGUGCCCUCAUGCUCUCCAGUAUCAUGGCCGGCGCCAUCUACACCCACUAUGCGGCGCACGACCCGCCCGUGAAGAUGGCCGUGUGCGGCAUCCUCAUGGCGCUCCUCUUUGCCUUCAUGCUCCUCUCCGGACCUCAGCCCAAGACCGGCAAGAAGAAGCGCGCUUAAACGACGCACCAGUGUCUGUGAUCGUGUGUUUGUGCGUGUAUGAUCGUGUGUUUGUUUGUUUGUGCGUGUGUAUGUGUCUGUGUGGGUAGGAGAAUUGUGUCCGCCUGCGUAUGUGUGCGCGUGUGGCUGUCUGUCUGUCUGUCCGUCCGUGUGUCACCUGCGUGCGCGUACUUAUCCUGAGAAGGAGAAGUGCGCUCACGUGAUGCGACGCCACACAGUUUGUGGGUGUGUCCUUGCUUUCUGGGUCGUGUACACGCGCUUCAAGCGGGAAUACCUUCAACAACUGACAACAUGUUGGCGCCAACUACACCCUUCAGUUCAUUUCUGUGCAUCAUGAUGUUGUCCUUCAUAUCUGAUUAAGUGCAUUCCUACGACUGGUUUGUUGUCUGUGCUGCGUUUUGGGUGUGUAUGGCGCCUGUUGAGCUGGGACACCUGUCUCGUUUGUGUUAUCCAAUACAAACCAACCCAGCACA